This is a messenger RNA of Alnus glutinosa, 1744 nucleotides long. Its product is annotated as F-box/kelch-repeat protein At1g74510-like. Gene Ontology annotation, cellular component: nucleus. The record is from RefSeq and is a predicted model, not a curated record. The transcript has a single exon. Gene Ontology annotation, molecular function: protein binding. Lineage: Eukaryota; Viridiplantae; Streptophyta; Magnoliopsida; Fagales; Betulaceae. Bases 155 to 1606 code for a protein of 483 amino acids.
ACAGCCAAUAUAACCAUAACCAGAGAGAGAGAGAGAGAGAGAGAGGGAGAGAGCAAUUGGGGUUGUGAUUUGGAGAGAGGAGGAGCAAGAGAAAGGAGAAGAAGGAGAAGAAAUUAGCAUUUUCUUAUCCAAUUCAUUGGAAAUUUCCGACAACAUGUUGGAGGGUCCAUCCUAUCUUGUGUCGAGGGACUUGCAGAGCUCAUGUGAGCAAGAGAGGAAGUGGAUUUAUAAUAAGUUUCGUGUGAUUGAGCUCUCAAACAGCAAUUUCCGAUUGGAAGAUGGAGAAGAACUUCCACUGAAGAAGUCAUGCAACGUGCUCUCAAACAGCAACUGUCAUUUUGAAGAUGGAGAAGAACUUCCACUUAAAAAUUAUUCAUGCAACGCACUCUCAAACACCAAGCGCCGAUUGGAAGAUGGAGAAGAAGUUCCACUACUAAAAAAGUCAUGCAACGUAUCAGAUACUCAUGAGGGAGAGGGGCCAGUACUUGAGGGUUUUCCUGAUAUUUUUCUUGUCCCAGCUGAUCACCAACCAGAUGACCAGCAGCACACCGGGCAUCAGUCAGACUCAAGUUCACUUAUUCACCAACUUGGUCGUGACAUCUCAAUUAACUGUAUUAUUCGCUGCUCUAGGUCUGAUUAUGGAUCAAUCGCCUCACUGAAUCAGAGCUUUCGGUCUUUGAUUCGGAGUGGGGAGUUAUAUAGGCUGAGACAGCAAAUGGGUAUCAUUGAGCAUUGGGUUUACUUCUCCUGCAGUCUCCUUGAAUGGGAGGCAUUUGAUCCAAGUCAUGACCGCCGUUGGAUGCAUUUGCCUAGAAUGCCAUCAAACGAAUGCUUCAUGUGGUCAGGCAAGGAGUCGUUGGCCGUUGGCACUGAUCUUCUUGUUUUUGGAAAGGAAAUAACUUCCCACGUUAUUUAUAGAUACAGCAUUUUGACAAACAGGUGGUCAUCCGGGAUGAGGAUGAAUACAUCCAGGUGCUUGUUUGGUUCUGCCAGCCUUGGGGAAAUUGCAAUUCUAGCUGGCGGUUGUGACCCACGUGGCAAUAUCUUAGACUCGGCGGAGCUUUAUAAUUCGGAAACAGGGACUUGGGUGACCCUUCCGAACAUGAACAAAGCGAGAAAAAAGUGCUCUGGGGUGUUUAUGGACGGGAAAUUUUAUGUUAUUGGUGGGAUUGGAAUUGGCAACUCAAAAUCACUUACAUGCGGUGAGGUGUACGAUCUGAAGGAAAUGAAAUGGACUGUGAUACCUGACAUGUUCGUUGCACGAAAUGGAGGGGCUGAGGCACCUCCUCUAGUCGCUGUUGUAAAUAAUGAGCUGUAUGCAGCAAAUUAUGCACAAAAGGAGGUGAGGAGAUAUGACAAAGAGAGGAACUUAUGGGUCACAAUUGGGAGAUUGCCUGAGCAGGCAGUCUCGAUGAAUGGUUGGGGAUUAGCAUUUAGAGCUUGUGGACAUCGGCUAAUUGUUGUCGGCGGACAUAGGGCUUUAGGUGAAGGGAUGAUUGAGCUUAAUUCUUGGGUCCCUAAUAAUGAAGGCCCACCACAAUGGGACCUGCUAGCCACGAAGCAAUGCGGCAGUUUCGUGUAUAAUUGUGCUGUGAUGGGAUGCUGAUCAGGUUUCCGGCCGGUCUAGGCGAUACCGUUAUGCUGUACGUGUGGAGUACGUCCUAGCUUUCUGGAUAAAUCUUGGUAUGGUUUUUCGAAGGAUUUUUUGUUCCUUUUCUGCUCAAAAAUCAAAUAAUUUUUUUUU